UAUCACCGAAGCGAACUGGAAGACUGCUUUCAUUUCGAACCACCACGAAUUGCGGGAAGAUGGCACCGCAUGACGUUCGCCGUCCACACAAACGGCCGGCAAUCUCCGAUCAGCAAAAGCGGCGGGAACUUUCUCUGCAACGGCAACAGCAGAAUCGCCGUGACGCUCAGCAACAAGCUCGUUCCUUAGCCUCUACGCUCCUCUCUCUCUCAUCCUCAUUCAACGAGUCUAGUACCUCCGAGCCGGUGCUGGAAAUUGAACUAAACGAACUCGAAUCAGAAACGGAAUGUUCGCCGGAGCUCCUAUCGGAGCGUGAAUUUCACGAGCCUGGUCUGAAGGAGCUCGAUGUUCGCCAGGCUUCGAAGCUUAAAGGUUCAGAGGCUCGUAAGUGGUUUUCGAAGCAACUGUUGCUUCCUGAGUGGAUGAUAGAUGUUCCUGAUCGACUUAGCGAUGACUGGUACGUAUUUGCAAGGCCUUCCGGAAAACGAUGCUUUGUUGUUUCUUCCAAUGGAACAACUAUCAGUAGGCUACGAAACGGAUCAAUUCUGCAUCGUUUUCCUUCUGCUCUACCUAACGGAGCAAAGACAAAAAAUGCCUCUGGAUCCGGUCAAACAUAUUCUAUUCUAGAUUGUAUAUUUCAAGAAACAGAUCAAACAUACUACGUCAUUGAUAUGAUUUGUUGGCGGGGAUAUUCUCUUUAUGAUUGCACAGCCGAGUUUCGGUUCUUCUGGCUCAAUUCUAAGCUUGUUGAAACUGGGGCUUGUGAACCACCUUCAUACUAUCACAAAUACAAGUUCAGCUUGGUACCUGUAUAUACAUGCGAUCAAAAUGGUCUCUAUGCUGCUUAUUCAGGAGCAACACCUUUUGUGAAGGAUGGUUUAUUAUUUCACAACAAGCAUUCCCAUUACCAGCCAGGAAAUACACCACUUGCAUUGGUUUGGAAGGAUGAGAACUGCAGUCAAUAUGUUAUUGACACAGAUAGUAAUGGACAAGUUCCAAGCCAACAGCAGCUGGUUUUGGAGCUACAAGGUGAUGGAAAUGUGGCUACAUCAGAUGAUCCUCCUGUGGACUUUGGAUGCUUAGACGGUGACUUGAUCAAAAAGUUAGGGUUGUCUCCAGGCAAUUUAUUGCGAUUCACCAUUGGUGAUGGAGGGUUGACCAUUGUGGACGGGAGGAUUCAGGGGGCAGAUUUACAAUAUACUGGCAAGGUCAAUCGAGCUCGAGCCUUUGCAGAUAGUUACUCCAAGGUUAUGUUUCAAUACGCUGCUCGUCGCUCACCUUUAAAAAUAGAUGAUCUAUUAGCAUCCAUCAAUUCAUUGAAUGAUGGAGGAGGCCGUGAUACUGAAAUGGUUGGAUAGUGGUUGAUAACUCUCGGGACGGUGCUAGAAAUUUUGCUGAGGGACAAAAUUAGUUUUCCUUUGAAAAUUUGUUUUCCUUUUAACUUUCUUUUUUAUGGUCUAAAUUGUGGCAUCCUUCUUCGCUCUGCCAAAUGCUUGGAAAAUUUCUUUAUUUUCCAUGCCGAUUGUAGCCGCUCUGCGUGCCCUCUGGUAAGAGACUGUUAUGGCGCUUAAUAUUUUACGGCCUGUUGCCGACUAGCAUUUCAACCGGGUUCAAUAUGCUGUAUACUGUUGUCCAUUAUAUAGCCAAGGAGGAUCCUGCAUGAAACUCGCGCAGUAAGAACUGGGCACGGUGUUAUUAAUCUUACUUCGAUACUUGAACGUGUCAGAAUUCAUGGUAUUCAACGUGGUUCAAGUUGAAACGUUGGUGAAUCUUUCGCUGCAAACAACUCGGCUCCUUUUAGAGGUAAUCCUUAACAGUGAACAUUUGUAGAUAGUUCAUCGGAUAAUGUAUUGUAAGUUGUGAUUACUGUGACAAAUUAUUCAGAAGUUUUAAUCUUAAAUGAACAAGAAACCUUCCUAAGUUGUAUCAAUGUAUCAAUUUAAGCCAUGAACUUCAUGUAUCAAUUUGAACCCUAAAUUAAUAAUUGUAUCAAUUUAAAUCUUGAAGUUUUAUAAA
Molecule: messenger RNA, 2016 nt
Organism: Benincasa hispida (wax gourd)
Lineage: Eukaryota; Viridiplantae; Streptophyta; Magnoliopsida; Cucurbitales; Cucurbitaceae
Product: snurportin-1 protein
Biological process (GO): snRNA import into nucleus
Cellular component (GO): nucleus; cytoplasm
Source: RefSeq, a predicted model, not a curated record